CAAACCUGCAGUCAGAGACCAACUGGCACCCUGAUCUCCAAGAAACCGAGUUGUAACCAUUGUGUUUUUAGGCACCCCUCACUCGCACAUACUUGUUUUCAAGUCUCAGUGACCUCAUCAGCCCCUCUGUAUUCAGAGGCCAAAAAAAAACCCAAACAGAACUACAAAAUGCAAAACCGUACCGCCACGCGGGCGGUAUAUCUCCCUUGUGCGAGCCUGCCCGGGAAGCUCGCUGCUUUCCUCGCAACUGGCAGCUGUUGCCCUCACACUUGCUGGCAGCGACGCCCGGCAGAACCGUCAAAUAGCGGCUCCGGCUCAGCCACGUGCCUCGCCGCGAAGUGACGUCACGCCCAACGCCCACGCACGUCUUGCGCACUGCCGCGACCCUCCCCCCUCCCCGGGCAACGGCCUCCCACCAAGCCGAUUGGAGGAGCCGCCCCCGCCCGUUCCCGCGCUGCGGCCCCGGGGGUUGCGGAGCCUCCCCGAGCGCCCACGGCCGCCAUGGGAGAGACGGCGCAGCCCCCGCGGCCCGGGAUCGGCGUGGGGGUGGUGGUCACCAGCCCCGCGCACCCCGACUGCGUCCUCCUGGGCAAGAGGAGAGGCCCGGUGGGGACCGGCACCUACCAGCUCCCCGGAGGCCACCUGGAGUUCGGGGAGAGCCUGGCGGAGUGCGCCGCCCGGGAGACGCUGGAGGAGGCGGCGCUGCGGCUGCGUAACCUCCGCUUCGCCUCCGUCGUCAACUCCGCAUGCGCAGCCGAGCGCUACCAUUACGUCACCGUCCUCAUGAAGGGGGAGGCGGAGCCAGGGGCGGAGCCGCGCAACUGCGAGCCCGAGAAGAACGAGGGUUGGGAAUGGGUUAAAUGGGACGAAUUUCCUCCAGCAGAUCAACUGUUCUGGGCCUUACGCUGUUUAAGAGAGCAAGGUUACAAUCCUUUCACAGAAGAGCUUGAUCAUCUGAAGGGGUACACAGGAAGUCACCAACUAGCGUGAAAAACUAAUUGUAUGUUAUGUAACAAACCAAAGGACAGACCUGCUCUUUUGGUGUAAAAGAGAAGAGGAUGUAUCACGUCAAAGUAUUACCCUUCCUAAAGCCAAAAAGAUGCCAAAUGUUUCAGUGCUUUUGCCAUAUUUCACAUGACAGCUGUCUCUCAUUCUGGAGCUAUCUCUAGGUCCAGUGGUUACCGAUUCAUGUUUUGUUUUAUAGAAAACUCAUAGUGUUUUAUCUGGUUGAUUUUGCUAUAGAUGAAUAGCCCUUGGGAAGUCAGAACUAGGCAGUGAAGCUUCCUGACUUCGAAACAGUUACAGCAUCAGGCCCAAGAGAAACUGACUUGUUUAAACCACUGUCCUGCUUUCAAUGCAAAACUUUGUAUGUCAUGCUGCUUUCCGGUGAUUAUAAAUCUCAGACCAGUUUUUACACUUAGCCUUCUCUCAUUGCUUCAGUUAAGAUACUGUCCUGAACAAAAGUCACAUUUUACAGACAACGCCUCAUUCUGCAGACAGCAGUAUAUACUUGAAAAUCAGAAUAUUAGAAACAUGAAAAGGUUGUGGUGGCUUGCUGCAGGGAUUGAAAAUUCCCUGGCCCUUCUUGCCACCCCCUGUCAUUACAGGCUUCUGUUUGCGGCCUUGGUUACAUUAGAAUUUAUCUGCAGAAGUGUUUCAGAUCUCUGCAGUUGAUCUUAAUUCCUGAUCAUGUUACUAAAUUCUUAAUAGUUUAAUGGAAAGGUGCCUACAGUGUUCUACUAGACUGACAAAUAAUGUGUCAUAAAUAAUAUUUUCAUAUCACAUAAAUAUUUGUAGGUGUAGCUCUAUGGUAGACAGUCAUACUUUUUGGCUAAAGAGGGUUGUCAGUAUUAAACAGCACAGAUGGGUGUAAUUCUGUAUGGCUACUGGGAUUUGAUAGAAAUUGUUAUUUUUUUCUAUUUGAUAGAAAUUGUUAAUUUUCAUUUUGAUGUGACUAAAUGAUUGAACAGGUAGCGAAUGAUACCACAGUACACAAAGAUACAUACAAAACCAAGGAGUUUAUAUUUUUCAUUUUUCUAGAUCUGUAACCAAAUUUGAUUCUUUUCCAGCUGUAGUCAUUAGGACAUCAGCCUAAUCCUAACCUAUCCUAAUUUUAGGAUAAAACUUUAAAAACAAAAAUCACUAAUUGGCUUUUUUUUCCCCUCUUCAGGGUUCUUUUAAAACAGUUUUUGUCUGUUUCCUUUAGCUAUACCAGUUGUACAAAGUGUUCUGAGAUACCUUCAAUUUCUUUUGAAUAAAACAUAAGCACAAUA
Phalacrocorax carbo (great cormorant) is the source of this 2273-nucleotide messenger RNA. The record is from RefSeq and is a predicted model, not a curated record. Lineage: Eukaryota; Metazoa; Chordata; Aves; Suliformes; Phalacrocoracidae.